Molecule: messenger RNA, 2445 nt
Organism: Paracoccidioides brasiliensis Pb18
Exons: 5
Coding region: 1-2445 (814 amino acids)
Biological process (GO): regulation of transcription by RNA polymerase II; DNA-templated transcription
Cellular component (GO): nucleus
Molecular function (GO): zinc ion binding; DNA-binding transcription activator activity, RNA polymerase II-specific; RNA polymerase II cis-regulatory region sequence-specific DNA binding
Source: RefSeq, a predicted model, not a curated record
AUGACAUCGAGCACAAGCCCGGAGUCCCAACAACAACCCCGACAAGAACACGAACAAGUGACAAACGCGACACCCGCCACUCAGGCGCAGCAGCGACUCCGCUUAUCAGAUGGCGGGUUAUCAUUCCAGGAUGGAUCGGCCGAAUCCACCCAGCGCAAAAGGCGCAGAAGGACAAUUGCCUGCGCCCCAUGCAGGAAUAGGAAAGUCAAGUGUGAUUUUGGCUAUCCGACAUGUAAUCGCUGUAUGAAGGGGCCUAAUCCGGGCGCCUGCGUGUAUGAGUCCUCGAUUCAUGUGGUGCAGCAUCAACCCCACAGCCAGCAACAGCAGCCGCAGGAUCUAUCUGCAUCAUCAGUCCUAUGGCAUUCGGCAGAGGCUAAUAUGCCCAACGCACACGUACCUGCCCUUGUUGCAGAGCCGGCAAAGCAGCAAGGAGACGAAAGUCGGAUUAGGGAACUGGAAAGGCUUGUGCAGAGCCUUGUCCAGUCGUCGUCGCCGCCUGGUACCAUCGCUGUUUCAGCCAAUACGGAUUCGCUCUCCCAUUCGCACAGGUCCCAGCUACGGUCAACCACCACUAGGCCUAAUGAAUCAUCUUCUUGCGACGAUGUAUCUGCGCGAAAAGAGCAAUGGAGACGCGAGGUUCCCAGUCGCCCCCGGUUUGAUGGCCAUGAAACUCGGACUCGGUUUUGGGGGUGUAGUAAUGGGUCGAAGUUGUCGUGCGAGCUGGAGGGGCUGAAUACGUUUAUGCAGAAUCUGACGUCUUCGACCUCUCUCGGGGCGAUACACCGUGAAAUCCACAGGCUAGGGAGGGACAGGCCACAGAAACCACUGUCCGGAGAGCUGGCGAUAGAUGCUAAUUUCUUGAAGAGCCUCCUUCCAAUUCGACCACUGGUGGAGAAAUUGGUUAACUGUUACUUUUCUUAUGUGGGGAAGAUGUACAGCAUUCUUCACCUGCCAUCCUUUCACACGCAGCUGAAGCAGCUCUGGGACGAACCGGGAGAAACCCCUUGUCAUUUUAUUGUGCAGCUCCUUCUGGUAAUGGCGUCGGUGUGGAGUGUGAACACGCCCAGUCCGUUUACGGCGACAGGAACGAAGAUUCUAUCUCAUCGUGUUGCAACGGACUGGAUUCACUGGUCCGAGGCGUGGCUUUUCCAUGCCAACAUCAAACGACCAACUCUAGUUGUUUUGCAGGUGCGUUGUUUGCUUAUGCUGGCCAAAGAGGCAAACUAUACACAGAAAAAUCAAGCUUGGAGCGCCGCGGGAACACUGGUGAAGUUAGCCAUGUCAGCCGGAUGUCACCGUGAGCCACUGCCGGCCACCAAAAUUUCGGAGUUCAACAGAGAAAUGCGAAGGAGGAUAUGGGCGACUGUUCUAGAAUUGGACCUACAGGCAUCCCUUGAUCGUGGGAUGCCUCCGACGAUGCAAAUGUCGGACUACGAUUGCUCCCCGCCUCUGAACAUCAAUGACGAAGACAUGCGAGAAAAUACGACUCAUAGUCUCGAAGAAAAGCCGCUGAACGUCAUGACAGACUCUUCGUUCCAGAUUGCUCUUAUGCAAUCCGUGGGCCUGAGGCUGCGGAUAUGCGCUCUCGUCAAUGCCCCCCGUGUUUCCAUAUCAUCCAGCGAACUUGCGCUUUUGGAAGAGGAGAUCAACAAGAACCUUUCGGAAAUUCCAGACUGGCAGGCUACGAAUUCUUCCGGGGGGUUCAUUACACAAAAACAGCAACUACUUCUCUGGCGAACUCUUUUGGAAGCGAAUUUGCGGCGAUGCCAGCUCUCUCUUUAUACGUACACCGCCCUCGGAGGGCUUCCGGGCUCCAUGAGCAGCCAUGCAACACAGGCUCGUCUUGAAGUUGCAGUUAUGAUUCUCUGCCAACAACAGCUGCUCAUUGAUAAUCUCGGGAAGCUCGCCUGGUGUGCGCUGGCGGAUGUAACCUUUCAUGCUGCAUUUACCAUCUGUCAUCAUCUGCAUGCCUCGGAUAGUGGGUUCACGUCAUCUGUAGUUCGCCAGGCCAUCCCAAGCAUAACAGACAUUUUGAUAUCCUUGGUCCAGAAAACAUUAUCCUGGCUAGAGGAGAAGUUCCUUGUCCUGGAAAAAGGAAUGCGGGAGUACUACUUCCUCUGCAUAUCCAUUACGCUCGUAAAAACUAAGCUGUGGCCCGAGUCAGCAGCGGCCUUUCAACAGCAUGCCAUUGACCGGUUAAGUAAUUUGAGUUAUAAUUUGCACUCGAGGCAGGUGGGGGAUGAGGACAAUGCCUCAGAGCCGUCAAGGGCUCAAAAUCCGUCAGUCCCCGGCGUCGUUUCCCAGAGAAUUUCUGCUGUUUCUUCUGAACGGUCGUUUGUGGGCCAGCCUGCAUGGGCGGAUGCGCUUGGUGAUUUUGACGGCUUUGAAAAUUGGGAUUUCUUUGGUGAAUUCGAGGCUGAAUUUCCUGGUUCGGGGGUUAUCUGA